GCACGGCCCGGCCGCCAGACCACGGCCGCCUAACGACCCGGAAACGCCUCCAGUGAAUUAAGGCAGUGACACCUGACUAUCCUCCACAUGCCCCCAGAACUGUGACGAGGCCCCACGCAGAAGACCGCCCCACUCUCGUCGCACUAGGGACCCCGAAAUCCGACCGCCCUUGUGAAGCCACUCGCCACAGUCCUACCUGAGGUGCGUUCAAGGGGGACUGCGCAUGCGCAACGGUUGGCGACGCUCCACCCCUUCCGUUGUCGGCUCCGCCCCCACAUUCGUAAUUACUAUUAAUUGUACUCUGACCGCGACCCGAACCUGACUGCCCUCUAUGUAUAAUAUUUUACGGAAUGUUCGCAAUAACACAUGCAACAGGUGCUGAGUGUAUCUCAUUUUACGGAGAAAGCAAGAGGCUUACACUGCCCACAAUCGCAGUUAGUAAAAUCGGAAUUCACAUUUAAACCCAGGAAACUGACUACGUGUAGCCUGUUCUGGGUCGUUUUUCUAACACCCUGAAACUUAAAGUGUGAUAGUCUCAGAGGACUACCAACAUAAGCAUCACCUGAAAACUUGUUAGAAAUGAAGAACUAGGCCGGGCGCGGUGGCUCACGCCUAUAAUCCCAGCACUUUGGGAGGCCUAGAUGGGAGGAUCACGACAUCAGGAGACCGAGACCAUCCUGGCUAACACGUGAAAAAUGCCAUGGCCUUGUUUCUCAUAGCAGGUAAAGAAGAACCAAAGAAUUCACUGGUACUAACAAUUAAACCUAUGCCCUCUGAGAUCUCAUUGGGAUUCCUUACCCCAUCACCAUGUGCACCUCAGAAACUUUCCAAGCGCUGGACACCUUCGAAGCCAGACAUGAUGACAUCGUGCUAGCAUCUUAUCCAAAGUGCGGUUCAAACUGGAUUCUCCACAUUGUCAGUGAAUUAAUAUAUGCUGUUUCUAAAAAAAAGUAUGAAUAUCCAGAAUUCCCAGUUCUUGAAUGUGGGGAUUCAGAAAAAUAUCAGAGAAUGAAAGGCUUUCCAUCACCAAGGAUUUUGGCAACUCACCUCCACUAUGACAAAUUACCUGGGUCUAUCUUCAAGAAUAAAGCCAAGAUAUUGGUGAUAUUUCGAAACCCUAAAGAUACGGCAGUAUCUUUUUUCCAUUUCCACAACGAUGUCCCCGAUAUUCCAAGCUAUGGCUCUUGGGAUGAAUUCUUCAGACAGCUCAUGAAAGGACAAGUUUCUUGGGGAAGCUAUUUUGAUUUUGCAAUCAAUUGGAACAAACAUCUUGAUGGCGACAAUGUUAAGUUCAUAUUAUAUGAAGACCUGAAAGAGAAUCUGGCUGCUGGAAUAAAACAGAUUGCUGAGUUCUUGGGAUUCUUUCUAACUGGGGAGCAAAUUCAAACUAUCUCAGCCCAGAGCACCUUCCAAGCAAUGCGUGCGAAGUCUCAGGACACACAUGGUGCUGUCGGCCCAUUCCUUUUCCGCAAAGGUGAAGUUGGUGAUUGGAAAAAUUUGUUCGGUGAAAUUCAGAACCAGGAAAUGGAUGAAAAAUUCAAAGAGUGCUUAGCAGGCACCUCCCUCGGAGCAAAGUUGAAGUAUGAAUCAUAUUGCCAGGGUUGAUUCCAGUCAAUUCAGCAGGCCUAGAUGUAUUUUCCUUAAUAAUAAUUAAGUGUAAAUAAUUAAAUGAUAAUUCAAUCAAAUAAUCAAAUAAUAAUUAAACAAUAUUGAAAUCUAAAUAAUACAAUACAAAAUAAUAAUACAAUUUAAUAAUAAUGAUAACAUCGGACAUUUUUGAGCACAAAUAUAAGUUUGUUCACUUUUUCAAGAAAGGAUAUUUCAGCAGUCCCAAAGGGACACUAUUAUUAAUACAUCACACUGGAGUUUUAACUUAUUUUGUGCUGUAGGUUCACGUAAGAGGGUAAGGAGAUACUAUCAGAGACAUACCUAAAGCUGUGUUUGGCCAUAGAUGACACAGGCCUCCAAAUGGUGCACAAUUUUCUGUACUUUCCUCGUAAUAUAACUCCUUUCUUACUAUGGAUAAAAGCACUUGGGGUGGCUAUCUCAGACUUAAUAUUGGGGGAGAGUUAAUUCCAACUCUGCAAUAAAUUCCAUUCUAAUUUGGUUC
Messenger RNA from Pan troglodytes (chimpanzee), 2110 nucleotides. RefSeq names its product sulfotransferase family 6B member 1 (gene SULT6B1). NCBI's taxonomy places the organism in Eukaryota, Metazoa, Chordata, Mammalia, Primates, Hominidae. The transcript is spliced from 9 exons. The record is from RefSeq and is a predicted model, not a curated record. Bases 808 to 1605 code for a protein of 265 amino acids. Gene Ontology annotation, molecular function: sulfotransferase activity.